This is a messenger RNA of Cylicostephanus goldi, 855 nucleotides long. The record is from the annotation of a GenBank genome assembly. Lineage: Eukaryota; Metazoa; Nematoda; Chromadorea; Rhabditida; Strongylidae.
GAAAGGCUUGAACGAGAAAGACUUGAGCGGCUCGAAAGAGAGAGGAAAGAGAAGGAGGAACGUGAAAAGCAGGAAAAGGAGCAAGCUGAACGCGAAAGAGUUAGGCGAGAAAAUGAACGACUGGAACAAGAACGGAGGGAACGGGAAAGGAAGGAGAAGGAACGCGAGGAAAAAGAGCGCAAGGAAAAGGAGCAGCAAGAGAGGGAACGUGAAGAGCGACGGGAGCGGGAACGAGAAGAACGAAAACGAGAACGGGAACAUGAGGAGAAGAUGCGGAAAGAGAAGGAGGAGGAGAAAUUGCGGAAAGAGAAGGAGGAGGAGAAAUUGCGGCGCGAAAUGAGGAAACAAAAGGAAAAAGAAAGGAGCAGCAACAGCGAGAAGAAAUCGAAGGAAAUGAACGACCGAAGUGAAGGAGGUAUUGAGCGAAAAGAGCGCACGAAAAAUUCGGACGUGGAUAAGUCAGAGAGUCUUCCCAACGAAAGAAAAGACAGUGCUGCCCGCUUGGAUGGACUCCGAGGUGAAAUAACGUUGAGGGGUCUUGAUCGAUCAAAACUCAAACAACUCGUUGAAAUUGGAAGACGAGCUGGUCGAUUGAAAGAAGAUUAUAAGGAGGACGGCAAAGAAGCAAGUGCUAAGGACGAAAAGCGGAAGGAGAAGAAAGAGAAGGAAAAGGAGCGGGAGAAGAAAUCCAAGGAUAAGUUAUCUGUAGAAGAUGCCUUGCGGAAGGGUGCCAGGCUGCCCAGUGCAAAAAGUAGCCCUUGUCUGCCACGUGCAGGAAGUUCACAAUCGCAUGAGGAAGCAUCGCAUUCUCGCCCUUCAUCUGCUAUAAGCAACCACCCACCAAGGAGUGGAUUU